GCGCGCGUCUUAUCCUCGACCACGUCCUCCUCCUGUCCGCCCCGUAUUCUCUCCCCCCUGCAGCUGGAUCGUCGGUCUACUACUCAGUCAUGGGCUUCAAACAUGCUGCGGUGCUCGCUCCGGUCUGCUUCUUCCUAGGCGUCCUGUUCAUCUGCUUCAACAUGGACUAUAGGAUCCUCUGGGGGGAGGUCAACAGCAGGGAAGUCCAGGACGACGGCAUCUUCUUCUACACGACGUUCUACAAUGCGCCGCCAGCGAUCAAGUCACUAAUGCACGGAAUGAUGGGCGUGAGCAUCCUUGGGCACGUCGCGAAGCUGCACAAGUGGGAUGAUAGCGCUAUGUUCUUCGAUGGGUCGAGCUUGGCCGCGUUCAUCUUUGCUAUCGCCAUCUACACCACCACUAUCCUCCCCAUGCUGCGCAACGUCGUCAACCCGCGCGAGGACAUAACACACACGGAGCGCGUACAGUCGCUGCAGAUCCUCUCCGCGGCGAACGUUAUCAUCAUUUUCUGCCUCGCUGCGGUGCUCUUACUUCAGGCCGGCCAGGAAUACGCGCGGAGACAGGACGAGAAGACGUUGGCGAAGUUCCUCGGGGAGCAAAAGAAGGAAGCGAAGGCGGCAAAGACGGACUGAUCGGGCAGUCCGCACGCCUGGAGCUUGACCCCCUUUACAGGACACCUGGGUUUUUGAUGUAUGCUAUGCUCUCGUGCUCUCGCUAUGGGAACAAUGUUUGUACUGCUGUACGAUGCCCACGAGUGUAAGUGCCAGCGGAUUUAGUGAGUGUC
Molecule: messenger RNA, 784 nt
Organism: Schizophyllum commune H4-8
Lineage: Eukaryota; Fungi; Basidiomycota; Agaricomycetes; Agaricales; Schizophyllaceae
Exons: 5
Coding region: 90-632 (180 amino acids)
Biological process (GO): endoplasmic reticulum to Golgi vesicle-mediated transport
Cellular component (GO): endoplasmic reticulum membrane
Source: RefSeq, a predicted model, not a curated record